ACAUCUGUCAACAAAGCCUAAGGUCUCGGUAGUCAGUUCCCCUUCGCCCGAUCCUCUCUCGCCGACUCCUCCCUCUAUAGUUUAUCGUCAUUUCCUUUUCCCUCCUCCUACAGAAGCCCGCCCGCCCCGCCCCAUCUCAAUCCUACCUAGGCAACCGAGGUCGAGUCGAGGCAAGCCCAUUCGUAACAGCGAACUGUCUGCCUCUCCGCCAGUCGUUCUGAAACAGUGCUAAGUAAAAGAAGUUCGGUGGAGACUGGAGGUGUGGAGACCGUUCUCGUUUGCCUCGUGUGAUCAGACUAUCAGCAGAGAAAUUGAUGCACGAGGAUGUUGUAGUUAUCAAACUCACGAUUAAUAAACAGAAAUAUACAGUAGGCUAUAUGUAAAAGUCUCUUAAUGCCAAUAGUUUUUGCUAAGCAAGUUUAAGCAAUAAUUCCUGCGAAAGAGCUGACCCACCGUCUGGUUACACACGAUGAUAGGAACGACAUUGCUCGUGGCGUCGGCUGCAGCUAUUACGCUGGGAUUCCUGAAGUUUGCGGAGGCGUCGACGAUGCUGGAAGUCGGGGUGUGUCCGAACGCCACAUCCGUCGCUGACCUCGACCUCCAGAAGCUGUCUGGAGAUUGGUUUCAUAUCCUCCACUUCCCAUCCGAGGACGAGCCUUUUACAUCUUGCACACACUCUACUUACACUUAUAAAGACGGUUACUUGGAACUGAUCAUGAAGGGACGAGACUCAUCUGGGAAAAGCAUCACACGUGAUGGAGUUCUGGGCAAACUUCUAGACUCUGAAACAGAAGCUCUACAGCUGGAUGUCGACAGAAUGCCACCUUUGAGUGUAUGGGUAACAUACACAGACUACACUUCAGUUGCCUGCUUAUAUUCCUGCACUCAAUUCCCUGGUCUUCGAGCUGAUUGGGCCUGGGCUAUUACCAGAUCCCCUCGCCCAUUAGUCAAACUCGUGGCACACUGUAGGACGAACCUUACCAAACUUGGAGUUAAUACAGCAAAAUUCGAAAGGGUCCCACAGCGAGCAUCUUGUCAUAAGCGGAAUAAGUCUUGAAUGCUUGUAAAUCUAUUGUAAAAUAAAUAUUAGAUGUAAGCUAUGUGGUAGUGAAAUAACACUAACAAAGGACUUUGUUACUUUAUAAGUGCGUUGACAGUAUGAUAUAUAUAUAUUUUUUUUUACAAAGUACUGUCACUGAAUAAGUGAGAUAUGUCUAAAAAAAACCAGACUUGUUGGACAUACGUAUAUACUAAUAGGAUUGUAUUGAUAUUUUAAUUAAAAUUUAAAGUAUGUAUGUAUCACUAAAAUCUAGAUUUUUAAAAAAACAAUUUAAAACCUUCAAGCCCUAUUUUCUUCACAGAACUUUUUCAUAAAUGAUCUCAAUCUCAUAACAUCCUCAACUGUGAUUGCAUUGUACAGUGAAGCUCUUAUUCCACCAACAGACCUAGGGAAAAAGAAAAUCUUAUUAGCAUGAAACUCUUAAAUAUAAAAUUUCUGGAAAACAAAAAUUAAGCGAUAACUCCAUAACUCGGAAAAGGUUUUUUCCAAGGGUAGUAAAAUUUCAAUUUAUGACUGUCAGAGGGCACUGAAGGAUGUUUUAGGGUUUAGCAAUCACGUUUUAAAUUUUCUGCUAAAAGUCAAAAGUUGAUAAAAGAAAAAGUUACAGAUGGAUAUGUGCACAGAUUGUAGAAAGAGUUUGGUAAACAAGAACAAAAGGGGGUUAACUGUGUAUCAUACAUUAUUUCAUCUGGCCUCCACUUACUGAGCUUGGAAAAAAAAUGACAAAUGAUGAAACUUCAGCGGACGUCAGAUUUUGACUAGCCUUCUGUGUCAACCAUUAUUCUGAUCCACCUGAUCUCACCUGUGUCCUUUUAGAGACAGCAAACCUUCAGCAGCUGCAGAGUCGACAAACUUCUUUUCCAUAUCUUCCUUUCCUUUGGCUCCACCAACCCUGAAGACUACAUUCAUUCUCGACCUAUGUGUAUUACAGGAAGAAAUAUCCUUUUCAAACACUAAUAAUUAUCAGUACUUUCUUUGCAGCUGUAUAUAAGUAGGAAAAGCUUUUCUUGGGUUAGUGACACGACAUUUAGGGAAGGUAAUGUAAACCUUCAAUUUACCAAUAAAUUAAUACUGUUGCCUUUC
Macrobrachium nipponense is the source of this 2143-nucleotide messenger RNA. RefSeq names its product apolipoprotein D-like. NCBI's taxonomy places the organism in Eukaryota, Metazoa, Arthropoda, Malacostraca, Decapoda, Palaemonidae. The transcript is spliced from 5 exons. Gene Ontology annotation, biological process: lipid metabolic process; response to reactive oxygen species. The record is from RefSeq and is a predicted model, not a curated record. Bases 470 to 1057 code for a protein of 195 amino acids. Gene Ontology annotation, molecular function: pigment binding. Gene Ontology annotation, cellular component: cytoplasm.